GAACAAGAAAAUUUAGUACAUAAAACAGCAAAAAAAUUUGGAAUUCAAAGAAAACAAGUUCGUGAAUGGACUUCAAAAAAGCAAGAGUUGUUAAAUUCAGAAGCAAAACUUAUUGAAUCAAUUAACAGUAUUCAGAAUAAAGGAUAUGCUGUAUUACAAAAUAUGAUUACUCAAAAAGCAAAAGUUUUAGCAAAGAAAAAUGAAGAUUAA
Molecule: messenger RNA, 210 nt
Organism: Dentiscutata erythropus
Lineage: Eukaryota; Fungi; Glomeromycota; Glomeromycetes; Diversisporales; Gigasporaceae
Source: the annotation of a GenBank genome assembly